Molecule: messenger RNA, 3632 nt
Organism: Leptomonas pyrrhocoris
Lineage: Eukaryota; Euglenozoa; Kinetoplastea; Trypanosomatida; Trypanosomatidae
Product: putative transcription activatorDNA-dependent ATPase
Exons: 1
Coding region: 303-3632 (1109 amino acids)
Biological process (GO): regulation of transcription by RNA polymerase II; nucleosome organization
Cellular component (GO): chromatin; nucleus
Molecular function (GO): histone binding; nucleosome binding; ATP-dependent chromatin remodeler activity
Source: RefSeq, a predicted model, not a curated record
AGCCAACGUGGCUCUUCGCGUUCGGGUUUUUAUAUAGAGAGAGUACGACAUUAAUUUGAAAGGCACAUCGUUGCACUUAAUUAUUCCAGUUUGCUUCUUAGCUACUAAACCACACAUAAAUAUUUGAGUUUGCUGAUUUGAAAGAUUUCUAAUUCAGAAGUACUCAAACGUGCGUAUCCGUCAGAUAGAACGUGAAGGGCACCCCGUCUUUUUUCAUUUUUGUCGCACACCGCAGCAUCUCAUUUCAUAGAACACCGAAGAAAGACUUCGUUACAUCGAUCUUUUUUUUUUGAAGCAUAAGGAUGACGUUCACCAUGGCACGCACGAUCCGCAGACGACAAGAUCUGCACAACACCCCCGCCUUCGAGCGGGAGAUGAACGACAUCGCUGCGGACGAGCUGUACGAGCAGCUCCUUCUCGGCAGCAUCCGCAGCGGCACCGAUCCCAAUGCGAAGGUGGUCGUCGAGGUCUACGAAGGCUACGUCGAACCGAGCUACGAUCCCGUCAAGGGAGCUGAGGUCGCAGCCGCCCACAGGGAGAUCAUUCGCGAGAUUUACAAGGAGCGCGAUGUGAUCAUUCGCACCCUGCGCUCCUCCGACGAGCAUCAACAGCUUUCCCCGUUUGAUCGCCUCCUGCGCGAGACAGAAUUCUACACCGGCGUGCGCGAGUGGAAAGGUGGCGCCGCACGCAGUGGGAAGCGCAGCCACCUCUACCGCCACGCCAGCAACGACAACGAGGAGGACUCCACCGGGUUCGACAUGAUGCACUUAACAGAGACGCCGUCGUACAUCCGAGGAAAGCUGCGGCCCUACCAGAUUGAAGGCGUCAACUGGCUGCUUGGCCUCUUCUCCCGCGGCGUGAACGGAAUUCUGGCGGAUGAGAUGGGCCUCGGUAAAACCUUUCAGACCAUCGCGGCGAUCGCCUAUCUCAAGUUCACGGUGGGGAUGCCGGGUCCGCACCUGGUAGUGUGUCCCAAGUCUGUCCUGGGCAACUGGUAUCGCGAGUUCAAGCAUUGGUGCCCCAGCCUCUCAGUUUACAAGUUCCACGCCUCUGGGGACCUGCGGCCCAGCCUGGUGAAGGCACACCUGCAACCACCCGACCACAUCAAAUACGACGUCAUCGUCACCACCUUCGAAAUGAUUCUGGAUGAGAUCAGCACCUUCAAGCGCGUUGCGUGGCAGUACCUAAUCGUGGACGAGGCGCAUAAGCUGAAGAACGAAGAAGGUCGUGCGCACACCGCGCUGGACUCGCUGCAGUCCUCGCAUCGGCUGAUCAUCACCGGCACGCCGCUGCAGAACAACCUGAAGGAGCUGUGGGCGCUGCUGCACUUCCUCGCCCCCCGGCUCUUCAACGACUCGGAGUCAUUUGAUGCGUGGUUCGACACCGCCUCCGGUCAUCAAGACGCGAGCGUCAUGUCCAACCUCCACAAGAUCCUCGCGCCGCUGAUGAUUCGACGGCUCAAGGCCGACGUCAGCACCGGCAUCCCGCCCAAGAAAGAAAUCUACGUCGCGUGUCAGCUUUCGAAGAAGCAGCGGGAGUGGUACAUGAACGUGCUGGCGAAGGACGCUGAGGUGCUGAACAAGGCCAGCGGCAGUGCAGCGUCGCUGACCAACGUGAUGAUGAAUCUGCGCAAGGUGAUCAACCACCCCUACCUGAUGGACGGCGGCGAGGAAGGCCCGCCCUUCAUCACAGACGAGAAGCUGAUUCGAACAAGUGGGAAGAUGAUUAUUCUGGACAAGCUGCUCCGCCGUCUCCGGUCGGAUAUAGCGGGCAAGCACAAGGUACUCAUCUUCUCGCAGUUUACGUCCAUGCUGAACAUCUUAGAGGACUACUGCAACAUGCGUGGCUUUCAGUACUGCCGCAUUGACGGUAACACAAGUGGCUACGACCGCGACUCGCAAAUGGCCUCCUUCAACUCGCCGAGCAGCGACUACUUCGUCUUUCUGCUCUCCACGCGCGCCGGGGGCCUCGGCAUCAAUCUGCAGGCCGCCAACCAUGUUGUCAUCUACGACUCCGACUGGAACCCGCAGAUGGACCUGCAGGCGCAGGACCGUGCCCACCGCAUUGGGCAGAGACGCAGCGUCCGCGUCUACCGCUUCGUGACGGACGGCACGGUGGAGGAGAAGAUCUACCGCCGUGCGCUUAAGAAACUGUACCUGGACGCUGUCGUGGUCCAGCAGGGCCGGCUGCAGUCCAAGACGACGAACCAAGCCUCCAAGGAGGAGCUGCUCUCCAUGAUCAAGUUUGGUGCUGCAGAGAUCUUUAAGACGCGGCACGAGGACGUGACCGAGGCUGACAUUGAUCGCCUGCUCGAUGAAGGCGAGGCGAUCUCCAACCAGCUGACGAACGAGGCACGGCAGCAGGUGCAGAUGUCGCUCGCUAGCUUUCAGCUCGGUGCGGAGGAGGCGAACAUCUACGACUUUGAGGGCGUGAGCUUCAAGACCGGCGCGGAGACGCGCAUCCUGCACAUAAAGCUGAAUGCCCCGGUGAGUCAGGCGGAACUGCAGGCGCAGUGCUCCCAGCACGGUGAAGUGAUCAAGACCGUCUUGCACCCAAACAUGAAGGAAGCCCUCGUGUACUUCCGCUCCACCAGCGGCGCGAUUGAGGCGAAAGCGAAGUUGCCCUACGUGUCCACCUUUGCCAGCCGGGACUCGCAGACGGUGGUGUCGAACGACAUGAUUGCGGAGUGCAUCGGCGUCGGCGAGCAGCUCGGCCGCGGCCACCGCGUCCGUGAGCCGGUGCAAUUCUUCUCCGAGGCGGACGUGGAGUCGAUGCAGACGAAGGCCUCCAAGGCUCCACCGCUGAAGCUGCCGAAGCCGCCCAAAUUUCACCCCUAUCAGCUCUACAACAUGAAGCGGCUUACCGAGCUGCACAACACCGAGGUCGCCCUCAUGGUGCGCAACUGGAAGCGCCGGUACGAGGAGAAGAAGGAGACGGCAGCGAAAAAAGACGCGGAGAACGAGGAAGGUGCGGACGAGGGCACGAAGGAGGAAGGUGAGGCGGAGGAGGAGGAGGACGAUGAGCUCCUCACGGAGGUAGAACAGGAGGAGCGGGAGCGGCUGCUCAGCGAGGGCUUUCCCAACUGGACCUUCUCCGAGUACCGCGCCGUCGUGGCGACCCUCACGAGCGGCAAAAUGGACCUCACGGAUUACCCGGCCAUCGCCGCGGCGGUGGCGGAUACCAAAACAGUCGGCGAGGUGCGCGAUUACGUCGUUGCCCUGCUCGAGCGCGGCGAACAGUGCAUCAAGAAGUUCGCCAACGUCGAGGCCCGCAUCCGCAAAGCCAAAGCGAAGCGAGAAGCGAAAGAGAACGUCUUCAAGGCGGCGAAGUGGAAGGUGGAGUCCUGUGAGGAUCCGGCGAAGGAACUCACCUUCAAGACUCGCGGCAACGUCAGCCUCGACCGGGAAAUUUUCCUCAUUGCGUACGACGCCGGGUUUAAGCAGGACAACACGAGCGAGCUGGUGCGCAGCAAGCCGCAGCACCGGUUCAACGUAUGGUACCAAUCCCGGCCGGAGAACUUCUUCGAGAGGCGCCUGCAUACGCUGAUGAAAUCCGUGCAGCGUGAGUGGGAGAAGCCGGCAGAUGAGGACGCGGGAAUGCCAGAGAACAGUCGCCGCCGCCUGGAAGUGUGA